This is a messenger RNA of Eleginops maclovinus (Patagonian blennie), 921 nucleotides long. It is a transcript of the gene kiss2, whose product is annotated as kisspeptin 2. Lineage: Eukaryota; Metazoa; Chordata; Actinopteri; Perciformes; Eleginopidae. The record is from RefSeq and is a predicted model, not a curated record. The transcript is spliced from 4 exons. Bases 465 to 839 code for a protein of 124 amino acids.
CAGGCCACCUCAAAGAGCAGCAGGUCCUCCACAGGCAGAUCGUCUUCCUCCCAGGCCGGCAGCACCCCGCUCAGGGACGUCAUGGACAGGGAGCGUGACAGCGGCAUCUUAAAGCGUCUGGAGGUCAGUCAGACACCGUGUGUGAAGAAAUGAUUUUACCAGGCCUGCAGGUGGAGGUCCUGGGAUCGACUGUGACAAUCCUCCAGGACAAGACAAGAGGGACUGGGAUCACAGAGCUACCACUCCUCCUACUAACGCUGUGUUUCAGCCAGCAGGAGCCCGCAGGAACAUAUUAUUCUGAACUGGAUGAAGGAUCCAGAAGCGAACAGUGCUGACAACAUUUCCCAGAAGAGCUGAUGGGGGACACAUUUCAGCAGCAGCAGACAGAUCCGCAAUUUACAGCGCAGGGACGCAGGCCACUGUGAUUGGCUGUGAGCUUUAAGUGCAAGAGAUUCUGUCCCAACAUGAGACUUGUGGCUCUGGCUGUGGUGUGCGGGCUCAUUGUGGCUCAGGAUGGACGAAGUGUGGAAACAGCUCUGCCGGGAUUUGACUCUGCACACAGGACACGUGCAACAGGGUCAGUCGUCUCUGCACUCCGGAGAUCUGCGGGAGAGUUUCUGACGGAAGAUGGAGCCCCGUGUAUGUCCCUCAGGGAAAACGAGGACCAAAGGCAGCUCCUGUGCAACCCCCGCCGGGGUAAAUUCAACAUCAACGCGUUCGGGUUCCGCUUCGGGAAACGCUACAACGGCUACAUCUACAGAAGAGCGGUAAAACGAGCCAGGAGAAAUAAACUCUCACCCCUUCUUCUAUUCUCGCGAAAGGUCGAGGUGCCUACCUGAAACAGAUGUGAGUCUUCCUCUGAGGACACGGGUCCCAUUGGUGGAAUUUCAACAUGUGACAAGAGUUUUCCCGCUUGUAUUU